UGUUUUUUAAACCUUUCAUUCAUUAAAGAGUCCCACACACUGAUAAGCACGAGACACCACUUUAAUUAUUAAAAUGAUCAAAACCCGCAGAGCGUCUUUGAAGGCAAAACAGCUGGACGUAACAGAUCUGUCAGAGGACAGCAGAGACCGCAUCCAAUUAAAGGGAUCCUGGAAGCCUGAUGUUUGCUUCAGGUCCAAAACCAUCAGAGAUGAGCUGGCGCAGGCUUUCAUGGACACCGAGAGCGAGGGCGAGUUCGAGGGUUUCUCUGCGGACGAGGCUGACUGGAGAAAACCGGUGAGUGAGGGGUCUGAUAAAGACAGCGACGACAACGGCUUUUAUUCUGACGGAGAGGAACCGGCGUCUAAAAAGCAGCGCAGCUCUGGACUGUGUGUCGCAUUCAAGUUUCCCACCAAAAGAGGCCCCGCCCCUAAACGGAACAUUGCCAAAAAAGGCAACAAAGAGGCCACGCCCCCAGCUCCGCCCAUCAGCAGGAAGCCUGCAGGAGGAAACAGGAAGCGGCACGAACCAGAACAAUCAAAAGAGCCGACUUUAUACGACCGUAUACGUGCAGAGAGCCAAUCAAAACCCUCUGAUAACGUGCCCAAUGUGGAGAGCCUACUGACCGACGAGGAGAUGCAGAUACUGAGCAAAAGGGCCAAGAACAUUGAAGAAAAUAAAGCUAUGCUUGCAAAACUUUUUGCAGACUUGAGUUCUUUGCCAGAACUGCCUUCUAAAACGACACCUACGAAGAAAAAGAAGCAGUCUACCUCGAAACGGCGGUUCUCAGAGGUUCAGGUCGAGAGACGGAACCCGGGCCGAAAGGCGAGACCCCCGGAGCAUUUCGGGAUAGAGGUGGAGGAAAAACCGGCUCCUCAGAAGAGAGAGAGCGGACCGAUCGACAUCAAGCGCCUGAUGGAGGUGAAGGAGGGUCCGGGAGAUGCUCGGCCCAAGCCGAGGAAGCGUCGCUCGCGGGAGUGCAUACGAAUGCCGGAGGACAUCACCGAAGAAGAGCUGCAGAACAUCGCCGACCGCGCUAAAGACAAAAUCCUGGAUAAAGAGAGCGGCAGCACGUGUCACCAGUGCCGGCAGAAGACCCUCGACACCAAGACUGAGUGCAGGGGCCUCUACUGCGGCGGGCUCAAGGGGCAGUUCUGCGGCCCCUGUUUACGCAACCGCUACGGAGAAGACGUCCGCGCCGCGCUGCUGGAUCCUGCGUGGGAGUGUCCCAUCUGUCGAGGAGUGUGUAACUGCAGUCUGUGCCGCAAGCGGGAUGGACGCUGUGCCACCGGCGCUCUCACCAGACUCGCCAAAUUCUACGGACACGACAACGUCCGGGACUAUCUGGAGAGAAGGACGUGGAGUGAAGACGAUCAUCCGUGUGACACAGACGCAUCUGAUGGGAAUCAAGCUGAUCCUCAUGUUUCUCUCCUGACACUUUUAGAGUUGAGCAUGAAACCACUGAGAGUUUAAGGCAGUGUUCAGCACUGAUAUGCAAAUCAGUUGUUUCUUUUAUACUUCAUGAUGUUAAACUGUGUUUUACUGAUUUUAUUUUUGCAUACUAUUCUCUUGCUAAUUAAAGGCCGAGAUAUCAUGA
Molecule: messenger RNA, 1595 nt
Organism: Sinocyclocheilus grahami
Lineage: Eukaryota; Metazoa; Chordata; Actinopteri; Cypriniformes; Cyprinidae
Product: cell division cycle-associated 7-like protein
Exons: 10
Coding region: 74-1471 (465 amino acids)
Biological process (GO): regulation of DNA-templated transcription
Cellular component (GO): nucleus
Source: RefSeq, a predicted model, not a curated record